Molecule: messenger RNA, 3833 nt
Organism: Biomphalaria glabrata
Lineage: Eukaryota; Metazoa; Mollusca; Gastropoda; Planorbidae
Exons: 8
Coding region: 2470-3285 (271 amino acids)
Source: RefSeq, a predicted model, not a curated record
UGAAUGAUUUUAAGCAUUUAAAUAAAAAAUGGUUACUAUUACAACUUUUUACGCAGAAUUCAAAUAUGUCAAUAACUCAAAUUUGAAAAACCAUCGGAAUUUCCCUUUAACUAAUUAUAUUGUAGUAUAGUAUUAUAGAGUUAGACUAGAUAGUAUUGUGACUUUAGACAAGUUUAGAGUUAGAGCCCCUAGUGGUACAUCUGACAUGAUAUUUGUUUUGUGACAAUUGUAAACAGAAAAAAUGCAGAGAGCAGGGAGAACUGCUUUUUUGUGGAUCUCAUCAAUCAAAGCUUUCGCCACUGUCUGGAGAUUUUGACCCAGCUUUAUGCCCACCUACAUUCCUAUACAUUCUCAAGCAGCUUUAUGUGAGACGAAAGGCUAGAUCUAAGAUUAGACACAAGAUGGUUAUUUGUCUGAUCUCUUUCCAAUAGAAAAUGGUGUAAAGCAGGGCUGUGUACUUGCCCCUACUGCCUACUCUGUCUGGUAACUUCUUUGGCGUAAUUUGGGUCAAAUGACUGGGCAGUGGCAUCUACAUCAGAUUUAGCUCAGACAGCAAUGCGUUCAAUCUUUGACACUACUGUCCCAUACAAAAACACAGGAAAUGGUCUUAACAGAGCUUCUCUAUGUUGAUGAUUGUGUCUUACUAUCUCACAAUGAACAUGACCACCAGCUCACGGUCAACAUAUUUGCAUACACUGCCACCUCUUUUGGUUUAUCUAUAAACCUUCAAAAAAUAUAAAUCAUGUUCCAGAAGUCACCCAAUAAAGCCUACUCAGCCCCAAAGAUCUCAUGAUCUCAUAAAUGGACACACCCUUAAUGUGGUAGACCAUUUCACAUAACUAGGAAGCAUAGUAUCAAACAAUGCAUCGCUUUCAAGGGAAGUUGAUAACCAUCUGGCUAGGGCUAAUAGUGCCAGAUGAGAGCUUGGCGGAAUAAAUAGCUUUGCCGGCCUACAAAAAUCAGUGUCUACCAAGCAGUGGUUCUCUCAACUCUUCUAUAUGGAUCUGAGACAUGGGUAUUGUACAGAAAGCAAAUAAGACUUCUUGAGUGCUUUCCUCAAAGAAGCUUGCACUCCAUCAUGGACAUAUGAUGGAAGACCGCACUACAAACAGCGAUGUCCUUGCGAACACCAAUAUAGACAGCAUAGAAGAACUUCUUAUGUUCCGACAGUUAUGCUGGGUAGGUCAAUAAUAGAAUAUGCAUCCUAUUAUGUGGGACGAAAGGCUAGAUCUAAGAAAACAUUAAGAAACUGGAACAGACAUAAAACAGAGCAGUGAGAUUCAUAACAAAUGAAUAUUCACAUUUGACUCGAGUAACACCUUUACUAAAAUCACUAAAUUUAGAAAGCCUUCAGGACAGAAGACUCAAAAGUAAAGUAGCAAUUAUACAUAAAACACUGAACCAUAAUCUUCAAAUACAAAAACAAAAUUUAAUAAAUUACUCAGAAAGACACAAAGAUAAAGGCACAUUCCUCACCCCAUAUGCUAGGACAAAUUUGUACAAAUACUCCUUCUUCCCUAGUGCUAUUAGAUCAUGGAAUGGGUUGUGUGAACUAGCCAGGAAAACCAAUGACUUGGCAGAAUUUAAGUCAUUGGUUAAUAUGCAUGACUGAAUGCAUGACGCAUAGGACAUAAUCAUCUUCUUUUUUGAAGUAAUAUCUGUACAGUAUUAAAUAAGAUAAGAAGAUAAGUAUGGGGGAGGAACAUAUGCCAAAGACAAUCUUUUUUUGUGAGCUGAAAGGUAGUUGACGUAACAGAGGUGCCCCACGGAAAUGCUUUAAAGACCAGCUUAGGUGCCAACUUGCUUUUACUGACAUAUGAGAGAGCAUCUGGCUGCAGGCAGCUUCAGAACGAGACAUCAGCUGGAUACACAUUUGAGACCAAAAGAAAAUCUACUGCAGAGGACAGAUGUCUGCUCUGGAAGUGGCAAAAUACAUAGGUCACAGCUGGGGCUGUAUAGCCAUGUGAAAAGCUGAUAUUGGUGCGUCACUUUGUAUUGCAUCAUUCAGUGAAAUGGUCAUAUUAUAACGUUUUCCUCACCCCCCUCAAUGACAUAUUUUAUUGAAACUUUUUGCUCUUGUCAAUGGAAUGGCAGGCAUUAUAAAGCUCACUUUUACUGCCUACUUUUUUCUCUGUUGCACACUCAAAUGGUCAGUGUAUUUAUUGAGACUUUAAACCUGCUAUAGGCCAUACACUUUGACUAUACUGUGACUCUAUCUAAUUAUAAUAUCUUCUUCCCUUUCUCUUCCAUUCAGUCCUCCCCCAAAAAUAUAUCUGCAUGUAACACAAAUCAAUGCUACUUAACAUCUGAAAUAUUUUGCAUGGGCACUUUAGCCUUAAUGCCACCUACAGGACAUUUUUAUGUUGUAAUAAAUUCAGACAUGAGGAUGUUAGCAUUAAAACUUUGAUAACUUCAAAACAUCCUUUUAAACAAGAGUUGGGAAACAUAAAUGUUUUUCAAUCUGGCCAUAUGACACCUAUGAUCUUUACAUUCUUGCAGAAAUGGUCAAAGAUAUAUUUAUUUUGUUAUAUUGCUAUCACACAUGAAAAAAGCUGUGCAAGGGAAAAUUCCAGAGUAGUUGCUAAAGUUGUCAGAGAGAGAGUUUUUCCAGUGUUCGAAGCACAUAAGAUGAGCCUCACUUCUAAUUGCUUGUUUUCAUUAGAUCGUGAUAUGUAUUCACUUCAAGAAAACCAUAAAGUUCUAGAUCCUCCAAGUAGAUGGACUUGCAAUUUUUGUGGCAAAGCUUUUGUUUCAGAAUAUUUCUUAGACAGGCAUUUUGAAAACAGACACAUGGAUCAGAUCCAAACAGAUGAUGCCAUUUGUUUAGCUGAUGUUUGUGAUAUAUUUCGAUGUGACAUCAUAUCAGGGGCUUCACAUCCAGACUACUGGGAUAUAGCCUUGUGUAUGGAAGAUGACAUGGAAGAGCUAUUUGCUCAGUGCAAGACUAUUGUAGAAGACUGUGUUCCAUCUGGUCCAAGUAAAAAUGAAACAGACAUAGUGAAGAGUCAGGGGAUGGAAAAUUUGUGUUCAUUUUUGACCUGUUCCAAAUUUUGGAAUACUCCCUACCAGCAGGAAGAGAACUCCCACACAGCCUUGUAUAUAGUGCUAACCACAAUGACUUGCUUUGGGAUUGUUGUGUACAACUUUGUUUUCUACAACUACUUUUACUCUGAUCUUGUGGAAACAAACUAUGAUGUGACACCCAAGCCAAAACACAAAAUCAAAAAAUUUAAUCCUGACAUUGCAUAUGGAGAUUCUACCAGACUACGUCUUUCAGCUGAUUGAUUAGCUUAAUGUUUGCAGAUAAUUUAUACAUACCAUUAUUUAUUCAUCCAUGCCUGUCUUUUUUUCCCUUCUUUAAUUCAAAAAAAAAAAAAAAGGGGGGAAAUUAUUUAUUGAAUUUUACAAUCAAAUAGAGCAGGAGAGACAUUAUCUCCUUUAGAAUGAAAUAUGAGAAACUACAUCUCCAUUGGAGCAUUGAACACAUCUCCAUUGGAGCAUUGACCACAUCUCCAUUGGAGCAUUGAACACAUCUCCAUUGGAGCAUUGAACACAUCUCCAUUGGAGCAUUGAACACAUCUCCAUUGGAGCAUUGAACACAUCUCCAUUGGAGCAUUGAACACAUCUCCAUUGGAGCAUUGAACACAUCUCCAUUGGAGCAUUGAACACAUCUCCAUUGGAGCAUUGAACACAUCUCCAUUGGAGCAUUGAACACAUCUCCAUUGGAGCAUUGAACACAUCUCCAUUGGAGCAUUGAACACAUCUCCAUUGGAGCAUUGAACACAUCUCCAUUGGAGCAUUGAACACAUCUCCAUUGGAGCAUUGAACACAUC